AUGGCUACUGUCUUGUCACCGUCGACCUGGAUACAGGUCCUACCUGUCAGACUCCAGCGCCUCCUCGGAACCCAACAGCCUUCAUCUAACUCCGAUCAAACUUCAACACCCAAGAACUCGACGGAAAGUACGACCGAUCACGACGACGAAUGGGAAGAUUGGGUCAUUCCGACGCCCGAAUGUGAAGAGCCAGUGAGGUUUGCGCCAGCCUUGACUAGAAAGCCGACAAAGGAAGAGAUUCUCGCCUUGAAACUCCCGUUUGAAAAGUUGAUGGCUCGUCAACGGGCCAUUGUGGCCAAUGCUCAGCGGGAUGAGGUUGGAGACAAAGAGGGGAAGCCGAGCCAUGGAGAGGAGGAGGACCUGUUCCACCUCGAGGGAAUACACGAUGGAAUAAGGAUGCCCCCCCAUACGCCACCCGACUCUGAUGAUAUUCGGAGGCGCGGUCCUUUUAUUUUGACUAUUGAUGCGGACAGGUGGCUACGACAAAAGAAACUAGGCGAGAAGCAGAUUGAUGGCUUCUGGUACUUCUGA
Molecule: messenger RNA, 531 nt
Organism: Fusarium vanettenii 77-13-4
Lineage: Eukaryota; Fungi; Ascomycota; Sordariomycetes; Hypocreales; Nectriaceae
Exons: 1
Coding region: 1-531 (176 amino acids)
Source: RefSeq, a predicted model, not a curated record